AUGACUUACACUCCUUUCAAUAAUGAUGAUGCCUACCGACCUGAACUUCCUGAUCUCUGGGAACGGACCCCCUCGUAUGCCCCCACCCCUGGUUACUUGGACCGCGAAUGGACGCCAUCAGUAAUCUGCCCUUCACCCGAUGCCGAGAACAUAGUUGGUGAACGUUCAACCUCCUUGCACCAACAUCCGCCCGACCAACCGAGUUUUCAUGCAGCGGUUGAACAUGAAGAUGGAAGUGCGUGGGAUGAACACUCUCCAGACUGUAUUCACUACCAGAUCGAGUGGAGGGCUAAAUUGAACAAUCGAGUUGUGGUGAAGGAUACGGAACAAGGCCUGACUCUCCCGCCCAGUUCUUAUUGGGAACAGAUCAAGGAAGACGCUGGAAGUAUUCUACGACGAAAGAUAGCCCGCAGCCGACGAGUCAGACUAGAUGAUACCUCCCUGGUGUUAUCUGUAAAUGACCGUUCCCAACGUGAUCUUACGAAACGCUUCGAAGGCACUCGUAUUGAUUGGACAGCGGUGGAAAAGCAGCUGCUAGCGUGGGCCAUCUGUAUCGUCAGAGGAAAAUCAUCGGUUACCAAGCGGAUGCUUGCUGACCGAGACGCUCAGAUUGACGCCGAGCAGGUCUCCGGCCAACAUUCCGUCUGGCGCGAGGUGUAUCGUGUUAUGCGAUGCCCUGGGCCUCCAUGUCACCACGAAGGACAAUAUUGCUGGCAAGAUCCAGAGGGCAAAAGACACUAUAGAUUGAAGACACACCAUCUGAAGGACCUUGUUAAAUACGUGGAGCAAGGAGGAGUCCUCGAGACCCAUGAUGAUAUACCAGAUAGCCUUCGCGAGCAGCUGUAUGCUGAGGACAACCAACGACUUGAAAAGCGGAAGAAAACCACGGAUAGUUCUACAGUCGCGUCGAUGUGUCCUCCGAUCAAUAUCAAUGUCCUCCCAGCUGGAACAUCUGAACAAUUGAUGCCUACCCCUGCUAAUGACACCACGUCUGCUAAGCCAGGCUGCGCUGAAUCAAUCAUGGUUCAUGGUUUGCUUGACGUCGCUGUCGAGAAAUAUAUCGAAUGGCAACAGUCACGGGUGAGCAACGAGACUUUCAGGGAUAAUCUCACCAAAGCACGCGACGUGACUCUCGAAAAUUGUCUUGAUCUCAUGCAGAUUUAUGAAGAUCAAGACCCAGGUUUUUUUGUCAAGCAUGGCGUGAAAGUAGGUGCAGCCCGGCGGUUCGUACGCGACAUCGGCCUUUGGGUGAAACGAUGCGGAGACGUCACUUGCAAUGAAAAAUAA
This is a messenger RNA of Penicillium alfredii, 1287 nucleotides long. RefSeq lists its product as uncharacterized. Bases 1 to 1287 code for a protein of 428 amino acids. The record is from RefSeq and is a predicted model, not a curated record. The transcript is spliced from 2 exons. NCBI's taxonomy places the organism in Eukaryota, Fungi, Ascomycota, Eurotiomycetes, Eurotiales, Aspergillaceae.